AUGUCUUCUUCCUACAAGAAGGUGUAUCGAACGCGGCAGCGGCUGUUCAACAACGAUUUGAAAGCGCUGUUGUACGCGUUUGGAGAUUCGCCUGCUCCCAAUUACGAAACCAUCCAGACUUUGGAAGACGUUCUCACCACAUAUAUGAUCGAUGUUAUCGUUGCUGCUAACAAUACAAGACUGGCCCACGGCCGCAAUCGACUCAAGAUCGACGACGUGAAGUUUGUUUUGCGUAAAGACCCAACGAAACUGGCCAGAAUCCACGAUUUGCAGAAAAUGGACCGCGAAAUCUCGAAAGCUAAGAAACUGUUUGACGAAAAAGCCCAAAAGAAGGAAUAA
Ogataea philodendri is the source of this 339-nucleotide messenger RNA. RefSeq lists its product as uncharacterized. Bases 1 to 339 code for a protein of 112 amino acids. Gene Ontology annotation, molecular function: protein heterodimerization activity. The transcript has a single exon. Gene Ontology annotation, biological process: transcription by RNA polymerase II; RNA polymerase II preinitiation complex assembly. Gene Ontology annotation, cellular component: transcription factor TFIID complex. NCBI's taxonomy places the organism in Eukaryota, Fungi, Ascomycota, Pichiomycetes, Pichiales, Pichiaceae. The record is from RefSeq and is a predicted model, not a curated record.